UGUUUAGCACGAGAUUUAAUCCCGAUGUAGAUUGACUAUACCAGAAACAAUGGCUGUCGGACUGUAUCUUAGCACAGCAUUCCUGAUCAUCACGUAUUGUUCUGGAAAUACUGUAAAGAGGGAUGAUGUGGCCCGAAAUGGUUGGGAUUUUAUGACCGUUCAAAUUUGUCCUGUACUCGGUCAUCCCAUUCGGCAUAGGCUGGUCAACACCCAGUGAGCCAUGCUGUUAAUUGCAUAUGUCUGGCGGUAGUAGGCUUGGCUUCGCAGUGCAGAAACAAGUUCGUUAUUCGGCCGCUAUCUCUACCAGUCUCAUCACCACAUAUAU
Messenger RNA from Serpula lacrymans var. lacrymans S7.9, 325 nucleotides. RefSeq lists its product as uncharacterized. The record is from RefSeq and is a predicted model, not a curated record. The transcript is spliced from 2 exons. Bases 50 to 217 code for a protein of 55 amino acids. NCBI's taxonomy places the organism in Eukaryota, Fungi, Basidiomycota, Agaricomycetes, Boletales, Serpulaceae.